This is a messenger RNA of Aspergillus pseudotamarii, 1476 nucleotides long. RefSeq names its product saccharopine dehydrogenase family protein. Bases 1 to 1368 code for a protein of 455 amino acids. The transcript has a single exon. The record is from RefSeq and is a predicted model, not a curated record. Lineage: Eukaryota; Fungi; Ascomycota; Eurotiomycetes; Eurotiales; Aspergillaceae.
AUGACUAGCUCCACCAGCAACACUGAUCGGGUUGUUUUUAUUGGGGCCGCUGGGGAGAUGUGCCGCGUGGCCAUCGAACGGUUUGCCACCGCAAGCAAUGCGUUGCUUGUUCUAGCGGAUAUCAACACGGAUGCCCUGGAAUCGCUUCUCACGAAGCUGCCAACUGGCCGUGCGACAACAAAAAAGCUGGAUCUUUUUGAUGAAUCUAGUUUGCACGACACGGUUGCCGGUGCUGCUCUCGUGGUCCUUGGCGCCGGACCCUACGCGCGAACCUCAGUGCCCGUCCUGGCCGCCUGUCUGAAGGCGAAGGUGCCUUACCUUGACUUUGACGACGACGUGGAGAGUACCACAGCAGCUCUCGCCUUACAUGAAAAAGCUCAGGAUGCUGGCGUGCCAUGUUAUAUUGGUUGCGGAGCCUCACCGGGAAUGAGUAAUAUGCUAGCCGUUGACGCUGUCAGCGAUCUUGACACAGUUGAUACCAUCGAUCUCUGUUGGCUUGUCGGUGACGAGCGUCCCGGUAUUGGCAAGGCAGUCCUGGAGCAUCUGAUGCAUAUUGCUGCUGGGCCUUGCUUGACGUGGGCGAAUGGGAAGCCAUCGCUCAAUGAAUCAUGGGUCGAGACAGGGUUUGCACCCAUGGUAGGGCAAUCUGGGGAGACACUUCUGCACGAGACAGCGCAUCCGGAGCCAGUCACUCUGCCACGGCUAUUUCCAACCACCUCUCGUAUUCGAUGCCUGGGUGGGCUGGACCCCCCGCCCUUCAACGGGAUCGCCCGUGGGCUUGGGACUGCCGUCCGUCGUCAAGCAUUGUCUCUGGACGAGGCCGUCAGCUUCUUGCUCAACCUGGUUAAUAAUGCACCAUCGUACAAUGGCUGGACCGAUGUGUUGGGGGGCUUGACCAGACACUUCCGCGGUGGCGAUCUUACUCUCAAGGAACUGUGGCAGCUGGUUGUGCAAGGGGCCCAUGUUUCCGGCCCUUGGCGCUAUGCACUGAUGGGCAUGAUUGACCAGAUCCGGAGCGGUGAAUGCACAGCUGGAGAGGUACUCACUUUUAUCGCCUCUUCUGCACGCGGCCAACCAGCGCCAUAUCGUGGCAGUCUACUAGUGCGAGCGAUUGGUUCCCGCCAUGGCCACCCUGCUGUCGUUAUCAAACGAACUACAAAAUGUGGUGAAGGCUCCUAUCUCAUGAAGAACAUGUCAUCAAUCACGGGCACAGCUUGUGCCGCGUUCAUCAUGAUGGCGCUGGAACCAGGGCAGAAGCGGAAGGGUGUCUUCGCUCCUGAGGAUUGGGCGAAGCCUCAGGCUUUCUAUCAGGCUUUGGAACAAGUGGGCACUCCACGUGAAGAAAUCGUGGAAUGCCUUACUUCAUGAUCGGGAUGUUUAAGGGAGAGCAAUCGAACGACUUUGAUACCAGCGACACCAGCCAGCUCGGCGGAAUGUGCCCUAUUUCCUAUCCCUUCUUGCCUUGCGCGGUGCUAG